AGUGACGUCACAACGAUAAACCUGUUUACUUGACGGAUGACAGAUCCACUGAACGGUUUCUCAAAGGCAAGGAGGCGUCUUUCGGCAGCCGCUCGAUUUCUGCCGAACGAACUACCAUAUUGAUUAGGUAGUUGGAAAUACCCGGUGAUCUUUCGGUAAGGAAAAUGAGCGGCGAAGUGGGAGUUUCGGUUGUCAUCGAGAAACCUGAAAGUCCUGUCUCCUCGGAUGGGAGCGAUCGGCACGUUGGAAACCAUGCCGUUAGAGAUCGUGACGAGGAAGGUCCGAUGCAUGCCUCGGAAGCGCCUAUUGUCCUGGUCGCACCGUCACUUCGUGUCGAACAACUUAAAGACGAGGAUGCCGUGAGCAGUGUCUACACAAGCGAGGAAGAGGGAGGAAGCCACAUUUCAGAUGACGGUGAUCAUGAAAGGUCAGGCGGUACUGACUUCCCAAUUCCAGACGACGAACUUCGAGACAAAAUAAUCAAACAAGCUGAGUUUUACUUUUCUGACGCCAACAUUCUGAAAGAUUCAUUUCUGUUAAAACACGUUCGUCGAAACAAAAUGGGGUAUGUUAGCAUUAAACUUAUAACAUCCUUCAAGAAAGUAAAAACGUUGACAAAGGACUAUCGCGUUGUGGACAGCUUGCGCCAGUCAGAAGAACUCGAAGUUAAUGAAGAAGGCACAAAGGUAAGACGAAAGAGUCCGCUCCCAGAGUACGACGAAACGACUCCUUCAAGAACGGUUGUGGCAGUAAAUUUACCUCAAGAUAAUCCGACCAUUGAAUCUGUGGCCGAAAUCUUUUCAAAGUGUGGUGAUGUGGCCUUGAUCAGGAUUCUGCGUCCAGGUAAGCCUGUACCGGCAGAUGUGAAAAAGUAUGCCACAAAGCAUCCUGAAAUUGGCACAACAACAUGUGCAGUGAUUGAGUUUGAAAAGCAUGAGCAUGCCAAAGCUGCAUGUGAUACAAUGACAAAUACUGAAGACUGGCGAAAUGGCAUGCGUGUAGUGUUGCUUGCUGUUCCAAAGAAAAAGAAGGAUGAAAUCAAAGAUGGUGAAGCAUCAGGUGAAGAAGGGAUGAAUGAUGAGAAGAAGAAAAAAAAGCGUGCAGGGCGUAAAAAGAAGACACGGGUGGAUGAACUUUCAAUUGAAAAUGACUCUUCAUGUUACAGCAGUGGUUCUGAAGGUGAUGGCCCAGGUGUUCCUAGAACACUAAAUCGUUCCACAGACUCAAAUCACCUGAGCCCACAUACCACCCCACGAUCAUCUCCUCGCUCUAGUCCUCGUCCACAUCGUGUUCACGGUAAAUCACCACUGACAGAUGGAACUACUGGUAAUGAUGCUCAGAGAAUGAGCCCUCGCAGCAGCCCAGAAAUGUCUCGCCGUAAGAAUCAGGAACCAUGUACUGGUGAAAGUGCACCAUCAAGUCCUUGGGUGCAGCGCAGGCUUCGUGCUGCACAGCAGGACACAAACACCAGCCCCAUAAGCAGUCCUUUGAUGGGUCGUCGAAACUUGGAUGGAACCAUUAUACCUGGAACCUCUCCCAAGAUGCUGGACAUGACAGGUGUGGUACGCCAGCCUCGAGGCCCAGAUGGGUCCAAAGGAUUUUAUGGAGGACUUGGUCGUGGUAAGCCACGCAGCAAUACCAUAGCAUGAAUAGUGUAGAACAGAGGAAAGUGUGCAGGAGAGAAUGUUAUCUUGGAUGGCAAUAAUUUGUUGGGUGUUGAAUUAAUAGUUAAAAUUUUAAAAAAUAUAUAUAUAUUAGAACUAGCACAAGACAAUACAUGAACAGCUACUGCAAGUUUAAGAGACUCUAGUAACAGUAAUUUCACUCCCCUCCCCCUAAACUUUUUUUAACCAAUUUUUACACCACUUUUUUUCCAAAAGUCAAACUAGUUUGUUUACAUGGUUUGCCAUAUCAGUUAAAAGUAGGUCACUAUGACGUACAGAAAUGUUAGCAUCUACAUCAGUAGAUCCAUUUGUUCAGAAAUGAAAAUUGAAAUCUGCAUAUUAGUUUAAGCAAGGCAAUGAGAUUGCAGAAUCCAAUAACAUUUUAAACUAUAAAGUGCAAUCCUUUUAGGUGUUUCAGUUGUGCACAAUAUUAUUCCAAAGCAGUCCACAUGCAGAGGAACUCGUAUACCUUUGCAUAUUAUUUAUCAUGUGCUUGCAUUCCUUUGUCAGGAUUGAGUAUUGUGCAUAAUUGUCUCCCCAUAUGUUUCGCUGACAUUUUACUAGAAAACGAGCAGUUGAAGUGUCUUAAAAAGACGCAAGUGACUGUACUGUAAUAAUGGAGAACCUGGUGCUCAAUAUGCUUCAUUACAUGCUGUCUUAUUUGUGACCUUUUAGUUUUAUCAGUCUUUUAGGAGUGCUUUGAAAAUAUCCCAAGCCUCCAUUUAAAAUCAAGAGUACAUUUCUUUGCAGUGAUACUGAUUUGUCAUAACAGGCACUGUAUAGCAUAAGUAAACAUAAUUACACAUAUGUUUUACUUUCAAAUGGACUGUUGAAUUUUAUUCCCUUGAGAUCUGACCUGUGUGCUGUGUCCGAUACAAAUUAGUUUUAAAGACAGAACUGCUCAAAAAAAAAAUUUUUGUGUACUUGUUGACCAUUUUUAUGCAAAGCUUAGCAAGUUUCAUAAUUUACUAAUACAAGAAAAAUUAAUGUGAUUGUGACAUGCAUAUAAAUGAUCGAUUGACAGAACGAUUGUCUGGUUGUAUGAUUAGCAUGCAUGUGGCAAGGAUUGUACAUAAUUUACUAAAGGACUUGUGUUUGAUAAGUUAUUGUUUGUAAGUUUGAAAUUAAUAUGCAUUAAAUCAAAAGUUCUAGUCACCUGUUGGCAGUUUUCAUGUUACUGCAUGAUGUUGUAUCUACUUCACAAAAUCACUUUGCUUGUUGCAACUGUUUCACACUCAUCUGCAUGGAAAACAGCCUAAUUAUGCAUGGCAGAGGUGCAUUUAUAUCAAAAAGCAGCUCAUCGGUGCUAAGGAAACUUAGUGUUUGUGCUAUAAAAUAGAAGUAUCCAGUCAUCAUGCAUCUGACCUCAGGUGUAUCCACACUGUGGUGAAAUGUGGCCUUUUUAAGUAAAAAUAAUGGUCAUUACACCUAAUAUAUAUUUGUUAACUUGAUUGUUUAACAUGCAUCUGAAGAAACUAUGCAUUUUGAACUUCAAUUUUGUGAUUGUUGAAGAUUUAACAUGUCCAUCAACUAUACUUUGUCAAAACAUUAUGCUGACUUAUGCUUUCCUGUUCAUGGGUGCAAGAACUUUUGUUGCUCAAGAAGCUGUCAGUCUGUUUUUGUUUUUUGGUGGUUUCUGAGAAUGUGAGGGAGGCAAAUUGGUGUAUCCUCUCCACUAUUUGUUAAUUGCUUGAGAAGGCUUAUGUAUUCAUGAAUGUGGAGGGAUGUUUGAAUGUGUGCACGUCCACUUGUUUAUCAACAAACCUUGGCCUUUUAAAAAAAGCAUAAGUUGUGCUUUUAGUUUUCCUCCAUAAUGUGUUACAGGGGUAAGAAGCAUGACAACUUUUAUUAAAGGUUUAUGAAUAAAUUAGAAAUAACCAUAAAUUAUGGUAGUUUCACACAAAAAAUGUCUUUUAAGACAACAAUUAUAUUUAGGUUUUUAAAAUUGUGUCUGCAUGUGCACAUGCGCUGAUUAUGAAAUAAAGAUUAGGGUUCAAA
Molecule: messenger RNA, 3662 nt
Organism: Pomacea canaliculata
Lineage: Eukaryota; Metazoa; Mollusca; Gastropoda; Architaenioglossa; Ampullariidae
Product: la-related protein 6-like
Biological process (GO): RNA processing
Cellular component (GO): nucleus
Molecular function (GO): mRNA binding
Source: RefSeq, a predicted model, not a curated record